GCCACCUACGUACACGAGAACUAUUCAAGCUUUUUCAAUUAUUUUGAUAUUGGCUUAAUUGAAUUGGCUAAAGAUGCUGAAUAUAGUGUCAAGGUUUACCCAACUUGCCUGCACACUGAUCUUACGGAUUUGCCGGAUAACACCGAACUGAUUGUGACCGGUUGGGGAGUCACCGAAAAUAAGACAACUUCAGCUCGCUUGUUGGCAGCCAAGCUGAAUGCGGUAACGCUUGCACAAUGCAACAUUAGCUAUGCGGAUCAGAUGGAUCGUCAUUUACUUCAUGGCAUUGACGAGACGCAGCUUUGUGCUUUUGCUCCGGGGCGAGACGCUUGCUGGGGUGACUCAGGCGGUCCAUUGCAUCUAGUCAAAGAUAAAUCCUUUGGCAAUUAUAGGGUUGUUGGUGUCGUUUCGUUUGGUUUACUUUGUGGUACAAAGUUACCCGGUGUCUAUACCAGGGUGGCGGAAUUUUUGGACUUUAUCGAAAGCAUUGUGUGGCCUGAUGGCUGAUGACUUUAUAAUAUACGAUGAGAUAUGUAUACAUAUAUGCAUGUACAAAAAUUUUACUUGGCUAACUUAUACAAUUUUAUAAGUGAUUUCCAUUACAAUAUCUAGAUUAAGUAAAUAUUUAUAUUUUUGAAAGCAAAUGAAAAUAAAUAUGACAACAAAUAUGUGGACUUUCAUUCAAAAUGAAGUAUUAUUUUACCUAAUUCAGCAUAGAUGUUAUUUUUCUUGAAGAAUAAACACAGUCUCAUAGUAGACAUUUCUAUUA
This is a messenger RNA of Rhagoletis zephyria (snowberry fruit fly), 769 nucleotides long. Its product is annotated as serine protease Hayan-like. Gene Ontology annotation, biological process: proteolysis. The record is from RefSeq and is a predicted model, not a curated record. NCBI's taxonomy places the organism in Eukaryota, Metazoa, Arthropoda, Insecta, Diptera, Tephritidae. Gene Ontology annotation, molecular function: serine-type endopeptidase activity.